This is a messenger RNA of Haliotis rufescens (red abalone), 9531 nucleotides long. RefSeq lists its product as uncharacterized. The transcript is spliced from 24 exons. Gene Ontology annotation, cellular component: signaling receptor complex. Lineage: Eukaryota; Metazoa; Mollusca; Gastropoda; Lepetellida; Haliotidae. Gene Ontology annotation, biological process: axonogenesis; positive regulation of kinase activity; protein phosphorylation. The coding region runs from base 462 to 4577 and encodes 1371 amino acids. Gene Ontology annotation, molecular function: ATP binding; protein kinase activity. The record is from RefSeq and is a predicted model, not a curated record.
UGUGGACCGGGGCAUGACGGCCGCGUUGUCUUCUGACGACAGUAGCCGAGCGAGGAUCAAUGUACGCGAACGAAGCUUGGGUUUUAGUUCAACGUGAAAGAAGUCUGAUGCAACUUGCUAAACCAGUUUUAUGCCAUUUUGUGUCAAAAUCCUUUUGCAAGCGGAAUGAAUGUAAACCUACAUGGCGCCAACCACGUGACGUGUCUCAGCUGAAGCCGAAAUACCAACCCGGAAGAGAAAUGUACGGGUAUGUGCUAUCGACAACCGCUGUCGGAUACUUCAAAAUAGCAGCUGACAGAAAACCCGAUCACGUCACAUUUCAUAUUCUACUGUAAAAGUGGACACUUCUAUCGUUUACUAAAGACUCACCUGUCCCAAUACCGAAUGUCGUGACUAAUUGCAAAAGACCAUCACGUGCCUGCAUCUGUUGCGUGGUAACCGCAAGCGCAAAUCUGUGAAUAAUGGAGCUGGCGAUUAGCAGACGAUAUCCGGUCGGCACGCUGACAUUCUGUGUCAUGUUUUGUAUCUAUGUUCGUCAAGUGUCGUGUAGUUAUAUGGCUCCAAGCCAAAGCCCCCAAAACUUGCAAGGAAGCAGUCAAGCGACUACUACGGACGAAUGUCAAGGCACUUGUGACUCGAUCUCAGAAGAACGGUGUGAAUCAUUCGGAGUGUGUUCUUUGUCGUGUCGCAGUGGGUCAAGGACUUCAUUUCCUAGUUUGACCACAUUAACGGUUAAUAGUGAGUGUAGUGACCCACAGCAAGUCUCUGGCCCUGCUGGUGUUGAUAGGCGGAAUGGUAACUACUUUACCAAUUCCAGUGAUAGUACACCUUGUAAUGUCAACACGACGGUGAACGCUGGUUCUUCACCAGAAAACUUUAGUAUUUCUUUCUGGAUACAAGGAACGUGUUCUCCUAGCUGCACUGUUCUGAGGGUUGGUGGUACCCCAGAGCUCACAGUGAAGCUUGAUAGGAACAGCCUAGUUGUGAACUCCCACCGUGUGACUGUGGCACCAUCUGUCACAGAAUCAGACUUUGUCCAUGUUGUUCUUACAAAGAGAUCUGCUACGAUGUUUGAUGUGUAUAUAAACAAUACUAAAGAAACUGUGACAGGAACACCUACUUUGCGAGGUAGCACUCUGGUGCUUGGACCUGAAACAGGUUUGCUAGGGACUGAUUUUCUGCUGCUGCUGGAUGGGAGGUUCUACAAUGACGGGCUGACUGAGAGAGAAAUUGAAGAGCUCUAUACUGGUACCUUCCCAGUGGAGUCAUUAGAGUCGGACUGUCGUUGCCCUGUGUCCGAUCCGGAUAUAUCAACUGAUGGGCUUAACUGUUCAGGUGGAACUGGAAGUCCUAUCAAAAGAUUAACAAAAACACUCCAUGGCAUUGAUGAUGUACUGAAAAAUGCUUCAUUCAAUUGGGCCUCCAAAGAAACUGGAGAUGUCACUGUCAUGAUAGAUCUGAAGAACUCUUUCCAGGUAACAGAGGUAACUGUAAUGUUUAGUGCUAACGGAUCAUCACCAACAACGACAGAAUGGAACUUUGAGUCAAACGGGACGAAGAAUCAAGUUAACUCCUCUCUGUACACAGUUAGCCGCACCUCCUGUAAAAUAAAGAGUACCCCACCACGAAACUAUGAAGCAUUUGGUAAGACAAUAGCUGAGAAAAUCGAAAUGAAAUUCAGUGGUAGAUCCUCUGGAACUGUUCAAAACCUGAUCAUCACAAGCAUCACCAUCUUAGGAAAGUGUGACUGCGACGGGUCAGCCACAGCUUGUUCACUGACCACAGGAGCGUCCAGUUACACGUGUACAUGUCGGACUCAGACCGAAGGUGACCACUGCAGGUCGUGUGUCAAUGGCUACUACAGAGAGGAGACUGGGUUCGGAUGUACCGAGAGAUGCGACUGUCAUGAUGAUGGCAAAAAUGUUUCCAGGAACUGUGAAAUAGUUGGAGGGACGUGUUUAUGCAAGUCGAAUGUGGAGGGUGUGCGGUGUGACACCUGUAAACCACUCACAUAUAAUCUCUCUAGGAGUAACACUGACGGUUGUACCAGAUCAUCCUGUGAUGCUCGGGGGAGUUCCUCCUGCAACAAUGAAACUGGGGAAUGUGUCUGCAGAGACAAUGUCAUGAACUCUAACUGUUCGGAAUGCAAUGAGAAGCACUACUGGACGAACCUGAAUGGGUGUUUGCCAUGUGCGUGUGAUACUAGCGGAACUACCGAGAAUAGCAGUUUUGUCUGUAAUGUUGAAACUGGCCAGUGUGACUGUAAACCAAAUGUUCAAGAACGUCAGUGUGGCGAAUGUAAGGAUGGGUUCUAUGGACUCAAUAAGGCCAAAGCUGAUGGAUGCACCGCCUGUGGAUGCAACGCUCUGGGGUCAAGUAACAGCACCUGUGACAAGGGGCCGUCGGGGCAGUGUCAGUGUGAAGAGGAGGAUUACACCAACAGAACUUGCACACCAUUUGUGACAAGUGUGUCUCCCCAGUUUGGUCCAGAGAUUGGUGGCACCAUGGUGACAAUUAGGGGACAUUACUUGACAAACAGUAACGUUACCAUAGGAACCCCACAACCUCUUAUUAAUAGAUCAGACACUCAGCUUAUCUUCCGGACCCCAGGACGACCUACAGGAGCUAAGCCUGUGUCUCUUACCUGGACAGGUUCACCUUUAAAUUACAUUUAUGUAUUUACCUACAAACCCGACCCUUCUCUGUCUGCGGAUAAUCCCUCCUCUGCAACAGCAGCUGAAAGUGGUGGGUGUUACAUUACACUAGCUGGGGAGAAUCUCAACAGCGUGGCCAAACCACAGAUGAUGGUCAAUGCCUCUGGACAGGAAUCUUUUUCGGACUGUGAGCCAGAAUCUUCAGGGAAGCAUAUGAAAUGUGCAACUCCUGCAGUAGUCGGUGCCAAUAUGAGCGCCGUCCCUGUGUAUGUCAUAUUGGACAGCGCCAUCGUGCAGGAACAGCUAAAUCUCACGCCCACACAGGCUGCAAAGGUUAAUGACAAAGGUUUCAUGGAGUUUGCGCCACCAUUUGAAAAAAGUAUAACAAUUACGGGUGAGAGAAUUGGCAAGGACUGUCCCAGAGACGACUACAGCGUUAUCAUUGGAGAUAAUGUUGACUGCCCCAUCACCAGUUUGUCAGAGACCAGCAUCGAGUGUGAACCACCCAGCUCCCCACCCGUCACUACAACUACUGACACAAGAAAGUACAAGAUGAGGGUGUUUAUUGGAGUUCGAGAAGUGGAAGUGGGAGAAAUCUACUACAAACAAUUCUGGCUGACGGAGUAUUUUGUCUACAUCAUGGUGGGAGGUGGCCUGUUUAUUAUAGCUCUAAUCGCACUGCUCAUCUGCAUCUGUGUGUGUCGACGUCGUCGUCGCCGCCGCAGCCACAAUACCCAAAUUAGUGAGCCAUUGAAGAAUAUCACUCCCCUGACACAGGACAAUGAUACAAGGGGCAGUGAUGAACAUGAACUGAUACAGCCCGCACGGCCCUACACCCCCUUCCCCAAAAUCAAUCGCUAUAGCAACCCAGCGUUUGAUGGCACGGAUGCUGAGGAACAUGACAAGGAUGAAGUGGUCAACACGGAGUACUUCCUGCACCGCGUAGAGGAGGGCAUCCGCAGCAAAGUACAGGCCUGUGUCAUUGGCAAGAAGAACUUUGCUGUUGGCAAUGUGUGUUUUGCUAAAGGAACCCAUGCCAGGUUAGUAGACGGAGCCUUUACUGCCCGGUCCAAGGUAGAACCCAUGGAGAAACUCACCAUCAAGAUGUUGAAAGUACCCUUGCCAGAGUCUGGCGUACUCUCCCCACUGUACACAACAGCACUGAGAGAAUGUCUGCGCUUCAGACCCUAUGAUGACGAGUACUUGUUGACCAUCAAGGGAAUCGGACUGGACAAGAAGCGGUUCUAUAUUCUCUACCCUUAUAUGGAGAACCGGACACUCAAAGACCAUAUUGUAGACACAAAAAGGGACUUCAUGCUGCGGCAGCUGCUGGAGUUAGCUGCCCAGGUGUGUGAGGGCAUGGACUUCCUGACUAGCAAGGAUGUGGUGCACAAAGACCUGGCUGCCAGGAACUGCAUGUUGGAUUCUGGAGGGAGGGUGAAGAUCACUGACGCUGCUUUCUCAUGGGACUUUUAUCCAAAUGAAUACAUGUAUGACAACCAGAGAGAUCGGUACUUGCCAGUGCGCUGGAUGGCACCGGAGAGCCUCAGUACCGGCUUCUAUGACAGCAAGUCAGAUGUGUGGUCAUUUGGUGUCCUGAUGUGGGAGCUGAUGACGCGGGGGCUGCUGCCGUUCCAGGACAUCACGGACGAGAAGCUGCAGGACUGCAUCCUGGACGGCUACCGACUGGGCAAACCCCAGAUGCUCACCGAGGACCUAUAUGAGCUGAUGAACUCUUGCUGGCAUGUGGAAAAUGAACAACGGCCGUCGUUUGUACGAAUUCAACAGGAAAUCUCGUCCUCCAUGACAAACAGUCAAUCCACAGAUGAGAGCCUGUAUGUGAACCAAGAAAGCAUCGGCAAUGUCUACGUCAACAACGAUGAAAUGCAACAGAUCCGCAACACCAUCGGCAAUUAUCGCUAGGCGACUUGAUUAGAGAGCUUCAUGGGACAUUUAUAUACACCUUAAGAUACAUGAAAUAUGCUCAACCAAAAAAGGAAAUGCAAUUCCUUUAGGGCUGAGACGAGUCCAGAUUUACUACCCGGGUACCCACCACCCUAUUACCCGAUCCUACCCAGGUACCCGCUGUAGAUAUUUAGAGAUAGGUACAAACUGUCCGAUUUGGAAAAGUUUGACCGUAGCCCUGGCAAAAGGUAUUUAGAUAUACGUGUAAAACGAUCCGGUCAUGCAUACACUGAAGUUUACUGCAUGAAGUUUUAUCUUAAUUCAAACAUAUAAAAGUCAGAAGGAAUGGGUGCAUUGUCAGAAAGAAAUGGGAACAUUAGUGACUCUAGUGUAACCAUAGAGUUUUAGAUAAUUUUUGUCUUUCAACAAUAUGUCACGUGACUAACCACGGGUCCGGGUAGUCCUGUGGGUACCCAGGUCCUAGACAGGACCCACCCGACCCGAGUACCCGAGUUACCCGUCACAGCCCUAAACUCCUUUGCCCUGCAGUUAAUGAAUGCUGAUAUCCUCCUUGUUCUUCAGUCUCAGACUGGUAUGAGAGGGAUGCUUUUUGUUUAUUUGUAUGUUUGAUCUCAUUUUAGACGUUGAUCUGUUGUCAGUCACCAUACCUCGAUCACAAUAUUGAUCAUAUUGAUUACAGAUAUUGAGGUGUGUUUACUAAGGAAGGAAUGUGGACCUGAAUAUUUUGUUAUUUCAUUGUCAUAGCAUUGGUUUAAUAGGGAAAUUAAAAUUUGGUGUUUACUAUAUUUACAGCAACAAAUUUUCUUUUUAAAGAGAAGAUUAUCUGUUAGUGUUUCAUUUGUGGCAGUCGAUCUGUAAACAGAAAAUUAAGAAAUGAAUUUGUAUAAAUUCCACCAUGGUCUAUGAGUUGAGAAUCUGUUCACAGUGUAGUGAUUCGUUACACCAAUAUUGUGACCGUAGGUGUCAGUUAUGUGAUACCCUUCAACCUCAGCCACUUAUUCUUACCACUCCUUGGUUCCGGGGAUGAUGUAGCUCUCUCAAAGUACAAGUCAGAUUUGUUGCUCAAAGUCCAUUUAUUCGAGACAGAAAUCUUGAAUACUACACACAAUAGGUCCUCAGAUGUGUUUCUGUAGCCUGACGUAUUUAUACACAACACAUACCUAGGAGAUGCAUAGAAGAGUCUGCUAGAACUUCUUAUCAACUCUAAAUUCUAACACUUUUUUUUAUCCGUACUUCCAAUAUACAGAGAGAACCUCCCUGGUCAUAAGUGAGUCUCCAGGUCUUCGCUCCACUCUCUGACUAACAAAAUAAUAUCGAUGAUAAUUUCAGCUCCUCCCACUAAAAUAAUGUUUAACGUCAUGCGAAAUGAGUCCUAAUGCUUAUCUCCAUAGUAACCAAUUUCCCUUUCCUCAAGUGGUAGAUUUAGUUUGUGCUAUCAAUCUCUUCUUGUCUUUAGAAGACAGAUUCUUAUUUUCCAAAAUACCGUAUUCAGUUCUAUUGAUGUGAUGACAAAGAUAUUGCUCAAAGGAACAUUGUCGUGUAGGCUGCAACAGAAAGAUUACUUUUUCUAGCUACAGUCCCUCAAAAUUAGAAAGCUCUUGGCAUGAGACUGAGUUCAACAUAUGCAUCAUUAUUACAAUCACUGUAUUCGACGUAAUAAGCGCCCACGCCAAUAUUUGUUAAUAUAUUGGCUAGUGAACCAUCCCAAUUAGCACCCCUUCCGAUUGAUCACAAGACACAAGACUUAUUUGUUCGUGUAUAAUACGCACCAAUGUGUUAUAUGCACCCUUGAUUAUGGGCAAUUAAAUUCUGGAAAAUAUAUCUGUUGUGAAUAAGAUGCACAGACUUUUCUUUUGUAUCAUUUCAGGCUGUCAGCAUAAACCACAAAAUUUUCGAUUUUUCAAAUGUUUUUUUUUCCACUAAAAUUAAAGUUUAAUAAGAAACCCCUACUUCUAAUUUUUAGAGCGCCCUGGGCGCUUAUUACGUCAAAUACGGUAAUUAUGGUAGGUCAUAUAUACAUGUUCUCAUAAAUUGCGCACGUUUAGUACUUGUGUUAUUAACUAUCUUAAAUGAGAUCAUAUCAUUUUUGUGUUAUGUUUCGGUGUAUAUUUUAUAUUUUUACAAGCUUUAAGGAGUGUUGUUUGUGUGACAUUGUCCAUAUACUAAUAUAGUAACCAUGUGUUGAUAUCAAAUAUCACGUGUAUUGGAAUGGUCAAUUUGUGAUUUGUAAUAGCUGAUUUUCAUAGUCACAAGCAUACAGUAAAUAUUCUGUGCCAAAUAAGUUUCAGCAGUAAUAUGGCUGAUGAUUCAGAGGUCUUUUCAAAAGCUGAAAAACUAUUAGUAAAUCUAGAACCUGCAAGAAAUAGAAAGAAAAAAUAUUCCAACAUCAACAAGAUCUAUCUUAUAAUUUGCAUUAACUUUGAAAUUUGCCAUUUUUCUCUUGAGCCAAAAAUUUUCCUCCUACAUGAGCCUUGUAGACUAACUUUUCCUUCCCACUCGUACGUGUUGAAUGUGGGUAUUCAGGAUUAACAGGAAAACAUACUACUCAACUUUAGAUAAGAUUUUGUAACGAUUCCCAGAGACAAUAAUUUAUCGAACUGAGAACCUAAAUGAAAAUGUGCAUGACAAACAGUCAUAUAGCCUAUUUCAUGUGUCAAGUGAACGAGAUAUUUUCACAAGUGUCCACGAGUGAAAAUAUCUCCUUUUCCACAGUCACGGGAUGAGAGAAACAUGAUAUUUCACGAGAGUUGUCUACUGGAAAAUUAAUUAUUUCAUGACAAAUGUAAAACCUUGAAAUCUAAAUUCUCCCUACCUAACACACAGGGAUGGGUCACCACCCCUUGUAUUAGCGACCAGAGAAGUAGUUUAGUGUUUGCAAAGUCAUAAAAAAUAUAAACAAAAGUAACAGAAACUAUUUAGGGUCGUGAAAACUCGGUAUCAUACAUACAGAUAUGAUUUUAUACAAAAUCAACUUAUACAAAAAAUAUUCGAGACCACUUUUGUAUGCGAAAGAAUACAUGAUGGUCAAGUAUAAAAAAUGGCGCUGUGCGAAACCAAAAUUUACAGUUUAUAAUGGAAUAUUUUCAAGAGAAUAUCAAACGCUAUGAGGCAAUAUUAACUCAAUAAAUGACCAUCUAUCCUUAUCUUGCCUUGUCAGUGUGGAACUAACAUAAAAAGUAAUUCAACAGUUUGUGAAUAGGUCAGACAGUUACGAUAAAGGGAGACAAUUUGAGGGGAGGCCACUCUUGCAUGACAAAAGUUCCGUCAAAGUGUUAUGUUCACUGCAGUGAAAUAUCAAUUGUUAUGUUCACUGCAAUGAAAAUAUCAAUUUUCUCAACUUCAGAAAACUCAGUCUUUCACACCGAAGUAUGUAAUAAAGUAUCAUUUAGUCCCCACAUGAAUAUUGAACUGAUGAAUGUUGAGUAGCAGAAUACAGUGGAGUAAGUAGGUAUCACAGCUGUACUUUCCAAGGUGUAUUGGUCGAUACUCUGAGGAAAGCAUGUUGUAACUAACUUAAACCCUUCACAUGUGAGGUAACAAAUAUUUACUUUUUCAAUUAAAAAAUGUGAUGUUUACAAAUACACAGCAGACAAAAGUUCAUUUAACUAUUAAGUGAUUCUUCCACCACUCAGCCAUAGUGAAACAUACAUAUUCUUUUGACUAUUUAUUCAAGUCUGGAAUCAGUAGAAAUCAUUGUAAGUGAGUGAGUGAGUGAGUAUGGCCGUUUUUAGCAAUAUUCCAGCAAUAUCAUGGCGGGAGAGACCAGAAAUGGGCUUCACAGAUUGUGCCCAUGUCGGGAAUCGAACCGGGGUCUUCAGCAUGAUGAGCUAAUGCUUUAAUCAUUGUAUAAACAAGCAUGAAAUACUUAUUUCCCCUGCCCACAUUACAUCCGGUUGUGUGCAGGCAAGAAAUAUUGUACGGUUUUCAAGAUCUGCUACGGAAAUGAGCACUAUUGCCAUUUUCAGUCUAAGUCAAAGUCAUUGCCAUGGAAACGUGAAAAAUAUUUGUUUAAAAAAUCCCAAGCGAUCAAAAGGGAACUGUUUGGACAGUAACGUUUACAUGUGUGUGGCUUUGUUCUCCAAUAACAAACAACAGUUCAUUUGAUCAAUUAUUUAAUAAGUUACAAAGUUACAUUUGUUUUAUUCUAAAUGUUAUUUCAUGUGUUCUUAAUGCCAUUCUGUUGAAUAUGUAACCCCAAAAAUAACACAUGCCUAACACAACCCUUCCACCUUGUAUACAAGAUCAGUCUCAUCAAUUGGUAUGUCACUGCAUACUCAGUCUGGAGACACCCUCUGACUGGUCCUCCAUACUGUAAAGAAUUGUACCAAUCUCUGAGUUCUCCUUGCCAUAACAGAUUGAAUCUAUUGAUGCAUAUACUAUCAAAAAACUUUGUAGCAUCCAUUGACUCAUCAUAUCAUUUAGACAUUUGUGUAAUCAUGUUUGUAAUCAAGUUUACCAGAGCAUUGUCAGAUGAUAGUUUAGGAUGUCAGCAGACUAGUUUUGUUUGUUUGUUUGUUUGUUUUCUGUUAAAGCCGCACUCAGCAAUAUUCCAGCUAUAUGACGGCGGUCUGUAAAUAAUUGAGUCUGGACCAGACAAUCCAGUGAUUGACAUCAUAAACAUCGAGCCAUGCAGUUGGGAUCAAUGACAUGCAUCAACCAAGUCAGCGAGCCUGAACACACGAUCCUGUUAAUCGUCUCUUACGAAGAACAGUCGCCUUUCCUAUCAAGUUUGGGUUGCUGAAGUCAUAUUCUACCCUGGAUCUUCACGGGUCCUGUGGACUAGUACUUGGGUAGGUGGUGAAGAUGUUUGCCUGAGUGCUGUGAUGUCCUAUGUCACAUGUCCCAUAUUAACUCUCGCAUACUAAUGAAGGGGUUUUGUGGAGAAGUUUUCUUGCAGAAUUAAUAUUUAUUUUGUACAUAUAUUUUAAUAAAGAUCUUAUUUUCUUGUAAA